AUCAAAAGGAGAAAUAAAAGAAAAAGAAAUGGGGGCAGACAUAAAGAGCAAGCUCCGCCUAGCUCUUGGGUCAAUGAAGGACCAUGCAUCCAUCGGCAAGGCCAUGAUAUACAACCACGACGGCAAAGCCUUCUCCGAUAUAGACAUCGUCGUCCUCAGAGCCACUGGCCACGAUAACGGUCCCAUCGAGGACAAAUACAUGCACGAAAUCCUCUUCCUCGUCUCCAACUCUCCGGGAUCCAUCCCUUUCCUGGCCGAAAGGAUUUCACGUCGGCUCUGCAAGACCCGAGACCACCUCGUCGCCCUCAAGACUCUCUCGCUCAUCCACCGUCUCUUGCGCGGCGGCAACCGUUGCUUCGAACGAGAGCUGCGUAACGCUCACGUCUCCGGUCAUCUCCAAAUGAGUGCCACCGCCAACUGUUUCCGCAACUCCUUGUUUUCGUUCCUACGUACCUACGCGGCGUAUCUCGAGGAACGAGUGGGUUGGGCCAUUACACAAGCCGGGAAACUCGAACCAGUUAUGUUCAAUGGCCCGGAGUUCGGAUGUUACGAGGAGAAGUCGGUCGACAUGGUGUUUCGUAAGUUGCCGAAAUGUCAGGCGUUUAUGGACAGGGUCUUGGAUUGUUCGUCGAUUGAUAUCGUGCCGCCUGCAGACAACUUGGCCCAAGCAGCCAUGGCGAACACCUUAAAAGAGAGCUUCCAAGUUUACAUUAUGUACUGCGAAGGCAUCGAGAUUCUCAUCAACAUGUUCUUCGAUUUGACGACGCCGGCCAGAACUUUGGCCUGCAACAUACUCAAGAGGGCUUCUCGACAAAGCAAAGAGCUUGCCGAUCUGUACGAAACGUGCAAACGAGUGAUGGAGAACAAGAAUCUGGAGUAUCCAAGUGUGCAGAUAAUCACCAUGGAUCACGUUUCGGCAUUGGAACAAUGCUCCAGCAUCAUGUCAACGAGUUCGUCUACGGGUAAACAAAGCGAUAAGGAAGGGGAUGAAGAUGAUACUAGUUCGUCGUCGAAUCAGUUCUCAUUCAGUCUUGAAACCAAAAUAAGCAAGGUCUGGGUUGUUUUUGACGAAGAUUACGGUGAAUUGCAGGUUCCUGUUGAUAUUGUUUAAUGGCCUUUGUCAACGCUAUUCCAAGAACAAAAUAGAUUGAUGGUAGAGAAGCUCAACUCCAUGGAUUCUCUGAAUCAAAUGAAGAUGAAUUUUAACAUUAUCCUCCAACCGGAGGUUAGAUCUCGAAGAUGCAAGAAAAUCACAAAAAGAAAAUUAUCAAGAGCUUUUGGUAGGUGCUUGCUAGUUGCUAGUGAACAAUGUUAUUGAACUUGAUUCGUUACGAUAAUUUCGUUAGAGUGAAACCGUUGUCAUGUGUUGUGAAUGGUCCUUCGACUUGCCAUAGAAACUCAUCUUUUAUGGAAUGCCAAAUUGUCAAGAAAUCCCAAAUUGAAUACCAUGGGAGGUGAAUUUGAGUAUUGCAAUAGGAUCAUAAUUCAAUUCUAUUAUAAGUUCGUAUACUAUAACUUAUUUUGUUGAAUU
This is a messenger RNA of Hibiscus syriacus, 1531 nucleotides long. Its product is annotated as putative clathrin assembly protein At1g33340. The record is from RefSeq and is a predicted model, not a curated record. Gene Ontology annotation, biological process: vesicle budding from membrane; clathrin-dependent endocytosis; clathrin coat assembly. Gene Ontology annotation, molecular function: 1-phosphatidylinositol binding; phosphatidylinositol-4,5-bisphosphate binding; clathrin heavy chain binding. The transcript has a single exon. Lineage: Eukaryota; Viridiplantae; Streptophyta; Magnoliopsida; Malvales; Malvaceae. The coding region runs from base 29 to 1111 and encodes 360 amino acids. Gene Ontology annotation, cellular component: clathrin-coated vesicle; clathrin-coated pit.